AUAUCAAUGAAUUGUUUACUUGUGUUCAAAAUUGGUUGUAACAGUACAAAUUUCUUGUUUUUGGUUAUGGAAGUGAACAAAAAUAUUAGCAAUAACUCUUUAUUUUUGUCUCAAGUGAACUCUUAUUUUCAUAGUUAUUUUUUUAGAUGAGAAGUGAAAAAGUUUAAAAUAAUAUAUUGGAAUUUUAAAAUGUAUAUCUUAAAACCUCUAAAAAAGAGAACAAUUCUUAUGAUAAUGUUGUUUUUUGGUUUUGCAUUGAACUUUUUAUUCAGGCAUGCGGUUCAAAUGGCCUUGAUUUUUCAUGGUUUCAUGGAUGUUAACUUUACCUCAGAAACUGUGAUGGAAGAAAAAGCUCUUGUGAGAUUCUACUAUGGAUAUUUGUUUCUACAAAUCCCUUUUGGGAGAUUGGCUGAAAUGUUUGGAGGAAAAACUUUAAUUGGCUAUGGAAUAUUAGGCGCGUCAUUAUCAUCUCUUACCAUACCCUAUGCGGUCAAGAUUGGUGGUUAUGAGAGUCUGGUGGUCGUCAAUACAUUUUUGGGAGUAUUUUUAGCAACGUUUAAUCCGGCUGUGAUCAAUUUAGCUUCCAAGUGGAUUCCAGUGCAAGAGCGAGGCAAACUUAUAUCUUCCUUUGCAUCUUUAUCAUUAGGAAACGUUUUAAUAGUGGUUACACUACAGAUAAAAUUCUUGACUAUAGAAAUACUUUUCAUCAUUCCUGGAGUUUUUGGAAUUAUAUGGUGUUUAUUUUGGUACAUUCUAGUGUACGACAGUCCACUUACACAUCCAAGUAUCACAAGAAAAGAAAGAAACUACAUUGUUCUAAAGAAGGAAAGCCAAGGAACAAUAUACAAGAGUAUUGGUUGUCCAUGGUUUGAGAUAGGGUUCGACCCCAAUGUUUGGGUUGUAUUUACUACACAUACAUGUUUUUGGAUUGGAGCUAUAUUCCUUACAACCCGAUGUUCAACAUAUCUAAGCGAAGCGUUCCAAUUGAACCCUUUGAAAGAUCCAUUCUUAAUGAUGACACCUUUCUUUAUGAGCUUUACCGUUGCAUUUCUGUCAGGAUUCCUAUUUGACUUUUUGUAUGACCUUGGAGUGCCGCUAACAGUGUUACAAAAAAUGUUCACUGCAAUUGCAACAUUUUUACCAGCAAUUGCAUUAGUUGGAUUCAUAUCAUGCCAGAGCAGCAUGAGCUGUACAAUUUUCUUCUACAUGAUUGGAAUAAUAUUUCUACCGUUAGCUGUCGGAGGAUAUUACACAACUUUCUUGGACAAAUCACCAAACUAUGCAGCCACUCUUACUGCAAUCUCUGCCACAUUGGCAAAUAUUGGUUUAGUGGCAAUUACUGGAGUCAUGAAAAACUUAGAUAUAGGUCUUAAUAGACAGCAGCAAUGGGAGAAUAGGCACUCUCUGGUUAGUGCUCUGCUAUUUACUGCUGGGACAAUCUUUGCUAUAUUUGGAAACAAUAAAGAAGCGGACUGGAAUACUCCUUACGAAUAUGAGGCUGUUUAGUGUAUUUGGAAAAAGUAUAACCAACAAAGUUACAGUGAAUAAAGAAUGUAUGAAAAUUUAGCUAAAAGUAUGUGAUAUCAAAUAUUUAUUUUAUAUUUUCAUAUUGAUUUCAAUACUCAAAACAAAAUCUAGUGCAUUUAGCUGUACAACAUUUUUAUGGAUCAAAUAAUGUACAUUGCC
Nilaparvata lugens (brown planthopper) is the source of this 1686-nucleotide messenger RNA. Its product is annotated as sialin. Bases 190 to 1506 code for a protein of 438 amino acids. Gene Ontology annotation, molecular function: transmembrane transporter activity. The record is from RefSeq and is a predicted model, not a curated record. The transcript has a single exon. NCBI's taxonomy places the organism in Eukaryota, Metazoa, Arthropoda, Insecta, Hemiptera, Delphacidae. Gene Ontology annotation, biological process: monoatomic anion transport; transmembrane transport.